This is a messenger RNA of Acytostelium subglobosum LB1, 942 nucleotides long. RefSeq lists its product as hypothetical. Gene Ontology annotation, biological process: N-terminal peptidyl-methionine acetylation. Gene Ontology annotation, molecular function: protein-N-terminal amino-acid acetyltransferase activity. The record is from RefSeq and is a predicted model, not a curated record. Gene Ontology annotation, cellular component: cytoplasm. NCBI's taxonomy places the organism in Eukaryota, Evosea, Eumycetozoa, Acytosteliales, Acytosteliaceae. The coding region runs from base 1 to 942 and encodes 313 amino acids. The transcript has 4 exons.
AUGAAACAUGAUAAGAACGACUCAAUAAUGGAUAUAAUGUUCAAUAUUCAAUAUAUCAAGUAUGAGAUCAUCAUGGGCAAGCACUGGAUGUCAAUUGGAAACUAUGGCAAGGCACUCAAGACCUUUCAAAUGGUCAUCAGACAUUACAAUGACCUCACAGAGGAACAGUUUGAAUAUCAAUCAUCCAUUGCCAAGACGAUGAAACUGCGCACAUACCAUGACUUACUCAAAUGGCUGUACAACAUCAACACUCACAAGACCUAUGUCUUGGCCUCAAUCAUGAUCAUUAAGUUAUGCAUAUUGUUGGCAACUUCAACUCCAACACCAACUCUGUCCAAGCCAAAGGAUGAUGCUGUUGUGAUGGUACAAGAAGAGUCGACCGAGACUACAUCCACACCAUCAAAGCGAUCGAGGAAGAGGAAAGGAAUUGAAGAGGUGGUGGAGUAUGACGCGGAUGGCAAUGUCACACAGGUGGAUGACGAUCCAAAUGGUGACAAGAUGCUGGCGGCCAUAAGUACCGAUACUUUGGCAUUAUCCAUGGCGUCCACGAUCAUGGACAAGUUGUUGAGCUGUCCAUCUGGCGCCGCCAGCAUCGAAGUACAUCUAACAGCAUGUGAGCUAUACAUGGAGAAGAUUCACUCAUCCAUUCCAGAGAAAUACUUGUUGGUAUUACGAUCAUUGUUGGCACUCAAAGAUCAUCAUGGUCUGGCGGAGAAGGGUCAUCCACUCUAUCAUAAGAACCUUGUAAUGAUGUAUUGUACAGUGGACAAGAGCACGGAUAUCAUUCAAGCAACAAGACUGGUGUUGGAGAAUCAUAGAAAUGUACUCCUGGACAAAUGCACAUCUUUGAAGGAUACCGCCAUUACUUUGUCGUAUACUUCUGAAGUCGAGAGGAUACAGUUUAUUACUGCUGCUGUAGCUGAGCUGCUGCUGCAUGUGUGA